Molecule: messenger RNA, 4165 nt
Organism: Chroicocephalus ridibundus (black-headed gull)
Lineage: Eukaryota; Metazoa; Chordata; Aves; Charadriiformes; Laridae
Gene: PRR16
Product: proline rich 16
Exons: 3
Coding region: 147-1067 (306 amino acids)
Biological process (GO): positive regulation of translation; positive regulation of cell size
Source: RefSeq, a predicted model, not a curated record
CAGGCGGCGGCGGCGGCGUCGGCGGCGGCGGCGGCGGCAGCGGCUGCGGCAGCUCCGGGAGCCGGAGGGACGGGGCCGGGCGGCCGGCGGCCGCCGCGCUCGCCUGACCUGCUGGCCCCACUGGCCGUGCCGGGCUGCCCCGAAGGAUGUCCGCCCAGUCCAAGGGGACCGCAUCCUCCUCCUCGUCGCCGUCUGAGGGGCCGCCGGCAGCCUCCAAAGCCAAGGUGAAGGAGCAGAUCAAGAUCAUCGUGGAGGAUUUGGAAUUAGUGCUGGGGGAUCUGAAAGACGUGGCCAAGGAACUUAAGGAGGUGGUUGACCAGAUUGACACCCUGACGUCCGACCUGCAGCUGGAGGAUGAGAUGACAGACAGUUCCAAAACGGACACGCUCAACAGCAGCUCCAGCAGCACAACAGCUUCCAGCUUGGAGAAAGUCAAGGUGCGGGGCAGUGCACCCCUCAUCAAGCCGCCCGCACACCCCUCCGCUAUCCUCACCGUGCUGCGGAAGCCGAAUCCGCCCCCGCCUCCACCGCGACUGACGCCCGUCAAGUGUGACGAGCCUCCGAGGCUGCCUCCGUCGGCCAACCCUGUCAAGACUAAUGGUACCCUGCUGCGAAACGGGGGCUUGCCAGUCGGGCUCAACCGCAUCCCCAACGGAGAUAUAUGCUGUACACCGAACAGUAACUUGGAGAAAGUUGCGAUGCAGCCUCUGAUGCACAGAGCUGAGAAAGAGCGGUGUCCUCAGCCGGGAGCAAGGGAACGGGUACGAUUUAGCGAAAAAGUACAGUACCACGGCUAUUGCCCCGACUGUGAUGUUCGGUAUAACAUUAAAAACAGGGAGGUGCACUUGCACAGUGAGCCUGCCCGCGUUGUGGGAAAGCUGCCGCACCAGUGCCCUCCUCUGCCGCCUCCACCACCUCCACUGCCUCCGUUUCCUCUGGAAAAUGGAGGGUUAGGGAUAAGUCCCAGUAAUAGCUUUCCUCCUCCAAGACCUGCAACUGUGCCUCCACAAACUGCACCAAAACCCCAGAAGACCAUCCUGAGGAAAUCAACCACAACAACAGUGUGAUGUAUGCCACUUGAAACAACUCUUUGUUUUUUUUUCCUAUAUAUAAACAUAAAUAGGUAAUGAGCACUUUCUACUUGAGCAAUAAAAAGACCCAAUGUAUUACUCCCAGUGUCCAGUGAAGUGGCAUAAAAAUCACAUGCACCUUCAGGCUUGAAGGAAUAUGUAUAUCUGGAGGCACGUCAGUUAAUUUCUUGCAUAUCGGAUUCAUCAUUGUGACUUCUUGCAGGCCAGAUCUGAGAAGUAACCAGGAACCUAAUCCUCCGUGGAGAAUGGAAAAGCCCUUCAAGUGAGAGCACAACUGAUCAUGAGUGUAAUCUGCAUUGAUUCAUUUUUCUCAGAUCUGACAGCUACAUGCUGAGUCCUGGCAAAAGCCACAGCCUUAAAUUCCAUUUAGAGGGAAAGAAGAAUAAAGAGGAGUACAUGUCUUGCCCCGUUGCAGAAACUGCUCACUCCAAGCCUGACACUUGACUUCUGUGCUGAGCAACCAGAGUAACAAACAAUGAGUUUUUCAUGGGUCCAGCCAGCGUCCAAAAAUAUUUCUAUAUGUAGCCAAAAGGAGAAAUGAAGCACUUACAUGAUAGCAGAAAAAGAAUGCAUUUACUGUAACAGAGCAAUGUUGCUGUCUGUGGGGAAAGAAGACCUCUGUCAUCCCUUGUACAUAUUCAAAGCCAUACAGGAACAAGGCAUCGGUGAUGUUAAAUUGCUUAAAAGGAUGCUGUCUUCUGUCCUCCACCCAACUUUGAAGAAGUUCAGCUGUUAGAGAUUGCAUCUCAAUGCACUUCUAGUAUUUGCACUGUCACGUCCAUUCAGGGUAAUGAUGUGCGCCACCAUUUGCACAGAUGGCCCCAGGAGAUUUUUGACCACAACAAGCUGUAUUUUGCCGGGGCUCCAAAAGGAAUUAAAAAAUUAGAACUGAAGAAAAACAUUUACGCUCUUUUUCACUAUGGGGAUCUCUUCACAGAAAGGAAUACGGUCCUUUCUUCUGUUUAAAUAAAUACAUGCAUAUACAUACAUAUAUAUAUAUGUAUAUAUAUGAAAAAGCAUCAACAUGAUAAGGUGUAUUUAAAAAGGGGAUAUAAUCUUUUUUAAUAGCAUCCAUUUUUUAUCAUACUAGCAGCCAAGAAAUUUAGUCUAUUGAAUUACGCAUCCAAAAUGUUCCUAUUGAACAUUGACAUUAUAGUCCCAGUUACUGUUAAAGAUGUCAUUUGUAAUAUGUAUUUGACAUAAAUUUUUUCUAGCCAUUUGUCUAUACUUCAUGAGAAAUCUAACAGACAAGCAGUAUUUUCAGUUUAUUUUUCUAAAUAAAUAUGUUGUUUAUAUUAUUUGCAGUCACUCAUUUUGGCUGGUUUUCGUUAUCUCCAAAAAUGAUUUAAAGACAGAACCAAAACACAGGAAUUGUUUGUUCAUGUUAAGCUGUAAUGAUUUGCUGACCGAAAGCUUUAAUAUAAAUACUGUAAUUUGUAAAAUGAUUAAGUAUAUUUAUACAGGCAAAUAUGUAUGGAAAACAAGAGGAGGUAUUUUAACUCUUAAUUUCAGAACAUAGUUUAUUUUAAUAUCCACACAAAGAAAUCUAAAAUUAUAAUGGGAUAGAUUUUUUAUUAUCAGUGAGUUUUGGCAAGUGAAGAUUUGAAUGUUUAAGAAUGAAAGGAAUGUACUCUAAUAAUGGUGGUUUCCCAAAAUUAUACAGAGACCUUUUGACGGCUGUCUCAUUUUCUUCAAACUGUUAUACGUUUUUUGGGUUUCUUUUUUUUUUGUGUGUGUGUGUGUUAGGGCUUUUUGUUUGUUUUUUGUUUGUUUUAGCAUACUGACAAGGCCAUGAAGUUGAUACUAUUUGAUCACAAACAAUUGGAGAAGCUACAGAAUAAGAGGUUGUUCCUUAGAACAAUCUGCAGUUUACAGUUAAGAACAGUUGUUGUUAUCCAUCUACUGCAGUGUUUUGUUAUCAAAUUAUUGAACAUUUCAAUGCUAGAGCUGUUUUGAAUAAAAAUAUAUUUUUCCCUUUUUCUUAGUCCAUUAGCCUGUGUGUAAUUUUAAGAGAAAAGUAAAGCAUGUGAUUCCCAGUUCACUUAUUCAUUCAUCUUAAAUCCAGUCAUAUGUAUCUGAGUAGGUUUUUCUUCAUAUUCAUUGCUUUAUGGACCUAUUAAGUGCUCACUAACAGAAAAAUGAUCUUUCAACAACAAAAAAUGGAAAAUUCAAGCCUUUUUUUAAUCUGUGAGUUAACUUUGUAAAGGGCAGAUAUUUUAAAGAUGUGUUGCUCUGCUCUAAUGUACUAACUAGUGUAUGCGUGUGUGUUUGUGUGUGUGUGCACGCAUGCGCACCCUUACCUGCUGAUGAAUGAAAUGCCAGCCCUGCUGAAGUAGGUGCCACAUGUCCUGCUACUGCAAAAGAUGCUCAUGUUAUUGUAUUUUCUGGAGAAAGACCUGAACUCUGUCUUUGUUUGUGACUCUGAAGCCAUAAAUAGCUUUUACAGUUUGUCAGGAAAUCACAAAAUGAACUAAUUAAGUGAAUGUUAGCCUCCCUCAUUUGACAAAACUUGGGAUCAUCUCACAGUUUUACUCUUUUUUUAAAGAAAGUUAGUGGUCAAUUUCCAUUGGUGCAAUGGAUAAAUGGAACCUUUGUAUCUGUUAAAGAACGAUGGCUGUGUUUUAUUCCCACACAUUUUAGCUUAUGGUUGGCUUACAGUCUUUUAACUGUGAUUUUGUUUCUGUGUCAUUAGAAUCACAUAUUUGGACAUACAACUUGCAUGGGCUUGGUUUUGCUCCCUCUUUGGAUAACCUGUGUUUUAAAAUUCGAGAGCUUACUCUUUGAGACUAAUAUUCAGAGUUGUUUAAAGAAGGGGCAACAUUAUCGAAACAAUAAGAAAAUUUCAGAAUGAUAAUUUGAGCACUUCCAUUAUUAUCUAACAAUAAUAUUUGGAAAAGCUCUUAUUUUUGUGAACAGAAUGCAUUCAUCUAUAUUUGAAAAUAGCCCAAUAAAAUCUAGUGAAAUAAUUUGUUACUACUUGCAAAUACUUUUCUACUAUGCUGAGUUCUAGAUCAGCUUGUGUGUUUAAUUUUUAUUGUACAAAAAGCACCUGAAGCAAUGCACAAUUUUCUUCA